AUGUCGGCGGAGAGUUCGUCGUCUUCGUUGUUGGAGAAGCGGCGGGUGAAGGAGCAGGCGGAUGCGUUGGUGCUUGAGGGGGUUGGUGGGAGGGUAGCGGGGAGUGGGAAGAAUGGGUGGAGGGUUGUGCCGGAGAGUGGUGGGAAUGGUGGGAGUGAUGCUGGGUGGAGGACACAGCAGAAUGGGAAUCAACGUUCGUUUAUGAAUUUGCAGGGCGAGCGGGGACAGGUGCCUAUGAGCCCGAGUCCGUGGGAGCUGACGCCGAAGAAGAUGGGUGAUGAUUUGUUUUUGACUGUACGAUAG
Molecule: messenger RNA, 303 nt
Organism: Pseudogymnoascus destructans
Lineage: Eukaryota; Fungi; Ascomycota; Leotiomycetes; Thelebolales; Thelebolaceae
Exons: 1
Coding region: 1-303 (100 amino acids)
Source: RefSeq, a predicted model, not a curated record